Melanotaenia boesemani (Boeseman's rainbowfish) is the source of this 1374-nucleotide messenger RNA. It is a transcript of the gene c1ql4b, whose product is annotated as complement C1q-like protein 4. The record is from RefSeq and is a predicted model, not a curated record. The transcript has 2 exons. The coding region runs from base 189 to 908 and encodes 239 amino acids. NCBI's taxonomy places the organism in Eukaryota, Metazoa, Chordata, Actinopteri, Atheriniformes, Melanotaeniidae. Gene Ontology annotation, molecular function: protein binding.
CUUUUCUCUUUCCCACAAAUUCCCUCUUGUUUCCCCCUCCACUUCUCAAUUCAGUGCUUACAUUCUGCCCAUUGGUCAGCCUGGCCGGCACAACCAUUCCAGCUAAAGGGGAAGAGGAUUUCCUCACGCUGGCCACCUCACGGCUCAGCCGUAAGAAGCGUGUUAUUGGGGCUGGAGUUGGCGUGGCCAUGGUCCUGAUCCUGCUGGUGGCCAUUCCCCUAUUGGUUCACACCACUAAGGGGGGAGGGUCUGGAGGUGGUGGUACGCAUUACGAGAUGCUCGGGAGCUGCAAGAUGGUGUGUGACACUUUCACCCCUCCACAGGGAGAACUGACAGCCGUCUCCCCUCAGCCUCCAGAUUUCCCAAACCGCAGGGGCAAACAGGGGUACAGAGGGAGUCCUGGACUUCCUGGACCUCCAGGUCCUAAGGGACCCCCUGGAGAGCCUGGCAAGCCUGGGCCACCGGGUCCGCCAGGGCCUGGACCCGGUGGAUAUGGUUCCUCCUUCUACACUCCUAAAAUCGCCUUCUAUGCUGGCCUCCGGAAACAACAUGAAGGAAACGAAAUACUGAAGUUUGACGAUGUAGUGACCAACGUAGGGAACUAUUACGAGCCAAGCACAGGCAAGUUCACUUGUCCUCUGCCUGGUAUCUAUUACUUCACCUACCACGUCCUGAUGAGAGGGGGUGACGGGACGAGCAUGUGGGCAGACUUGAAGAAGAAUGGACAGGUGAGAGCCAGUGCAAUUGCUCAAGAUGCAGAUCAGAACUACGACUAUGCCUCCAACAGUGUAAUCCUGCACCUGGAUGUAGGAGAUGAAGUUUGCGUACAACUGGAUGGGGGCAAAGUUCAUGGGGGAAAUACCAACAAAUACAGCACCUUCUCUGGCUUCCUCAUCUACCCUGACUGAAAAGAAAUUCUUCUCCUCCCUUUCUGUGAUAAAGCAAAAAGUUUCUUCUCUUUUUUUCAUUUACACACCAUUCUUCCAUUAACUUGUCAUUUCCCUGUUGUUCAGUACACCAAACAUGUAGCAACAUGACCACUUAAUGAAAAGAGUGUUUGUGUAAAAAUGAAUAGAACAUUGUAUAUAUUAACAUUGACUUCUGAUACAAACACCUGUGUAAUCAUUAUUCAGUACCAUGUACAGUACGUGCAUGCAUGGUUAAAAUACAUAAUUCACACCAUUUUCACUUGCAUACAUUUUGCUAUGUACACACGCACAAACGUGCACAUUAAUUGAACUUUACUUGCUUCUCUGUGACAAGUUGACUAUUUCAGCUGUGGGUCUGAAAUCCACUGAAAUUAAAUCUGAAUGUAGACUGUCAGUCUGAGUGGGGGUAUUUAGCUUCAGCCUCUCGCCUUCACUAUGAGAUGGA